AUGCAAACAGAGACGGCAGAAUCUCUGCUGAGGAGCUUAAGAAGAGUUUCACGAAGAGAGCAACUGUCUGACGAAGAAGCCGAAGCUGCGGUUAAACUGUCUGAUACAGACGGAGAUGGGAUGUUGGAUUUUGAGGAGUUUGCUCAGUUGAUCAAAGGGAACGAUGAAUUCACAGAGGAAGAGAAGAAGAGCAAGAUCAUGGAAGCUUUUAGGAUGUAUAUCGCUGAAGGAGAAGAUUGCAUUACACCGAGAAGCUUGAAGAUGAUGCUAAUGAAGCUUGGUGUGUCGAGAACGACUGAUGAUUGUGUAGUCAUGAUCAAUGCUUUUGAUCUCAACUCUGAUGGAGUUUUAAGCUUUGAUGAGUUUGUGCUCAUGAUGCUUUAA
Messenger RNA from Microthlaspi erraticum, 384 nucleotides. Lineage: Eukaryota; Viridiplantae; Streptophyta; Magnoliopsida; Brassicales; Brassicaceae. The record is from the annotation of a GenBank genome assembly.